CCGACUACAUAGCCCCUUCCGCCUACACACCUUGGGCUAACUUACGUAUCUCGUCUCUUGGAGCGGUGUUUAACAACGGUUGGGUAAUAUGUACAUUUAACGACCCCAGGGACCCGCUGAUUGGUCCGCGACAUCAUUGGUUUAGGAUGCUACAUCCUCACCUGUCAUCCACACGUGAAAUACGUUUGCAUGGUCCUGACUGUUGUAUUUACAGCCAGCUCGAUAUAGCUGGAUUAGAGCCGACUGCGGCGUUAAACAACACGCAUGCGCCGUGAAAGUCGUUCUGAAGAGGACGAUGACUCUCCUUCCCCCCUGUAUGCUGAUUAUCAUUGUGACGAUCCAUGGCAUGUCGAUACGAGCUGAAAGCGACUGUUUUGGCCAAAGGAUAUAUGGCUUCGAAAGGGAUAGCACUGACUGUCAUAAAUUCUACAGGACCAUCACGUGUCCUGGAUAUCCAUGGCUGGGGCAGUCCGAGAAAUACCUGCGACUUCCCUACAGAUGCAACCAGAACUUCGUCUUCAACGUGGUCAGUGGUCGUUGGGGGCAUUGUGUGCCCCCAGGCGAAGAAUCGGACCCGUGCUGAGAUGAUCAUUUACAGGCCUGCUCAGAAGAACACCCCAGGCGGCACGGCUGACGAAUGUUCAGAUGUGACUUGACAUCACGAGAAUGUGGAUGUGUUUUACUGAUAUAAAUAAAACACCUGCGAAAAUGGAUUUCAUUUCAGAUUUAA
This is a messenger RNA of Haliotis rufescens (red abalone), 730 nucleotides long. RefSeq lists its product as uncharacterized. NCBI's taxonomy places the organism in Eukaryota, Metazoa, Mollusca, Gastropoda, Lepetellida, Haliotidae. The coding region runs from base 342 to 656 and encodes 104 amino acids. The record is from RefSeq and is a predicted model, not a curated record. The transcript is spliced from 4 exons.